CAUGUGAUUUAGGUGCGGUCUCUCCAAGGUUUCCUCUCCUGCCUGUGAGCUUCUGGUCACUUGUUUGGGGAACCACACAAACAGGAGUCACGAUGUCCUUCGAUCUGUCAGCAGCUGUAGGUGGGGAAGAAGAGGUGGUGAAGAAGGAGGAGGCUCAAAAGGAUGAGCUUAACUGGCCCUGGAAAAAGAACAAGGAAGAUUCCAAGGACAAGUCUGGCGGUAAAGACAAGUCUCACGAUAAGGACAAGUCUCACGACAAGGACAAGUCUCACGACAAGGACAAGUCUCACAACAAGGACAAGUCUCACGACAAGGACAAGUCUCACGACAGUAAGCACAAGUCUAAGGACAAACACGGCAAAGAGCACAAGAAGAAGAAGGAGAAGAAGAAGAAGGAACACAAGGAUGGAAAGAAAUCAGGCUCCUCAUCCUCCAGCAGUGACGAGGAGUGAUGCUUCCUGUGGGACCAGACUGCGCUGUUAGUCUCUUAU
Molecule: messenger RNA, 491 nt
Organism: Morone saxatilis (striped sea-bass)
Lineage: Eukaryota; Metazoa; Chordata; Actinopteri; Moronidae
Product: mediator of RNA polymerase II transcription subunit 19a
Exons: 4
Coding region: 93-452 (119 amino acids)
Source: RefSeq, a predicted model, not a curated record